GACCUCCUCAGCGCGCAGUACCCUGGGAUAUCGGCAGUCUUGUGGCCUAAAGUGCGGGAGGAGUGGCAGUGUUGUUGGAGGUAUCGGCGGUAAUAACAGCAGCAGUGUUGGGUGGCUGUAAACCGAAAAAAACAAGCACUCUGGGUGUGAAGCCCAGGAGGGGUAUUGCUAGUCCCGGUCCCUCCUAUGAAUUCUAAAUCCGAUUCCGAGGGACCGGUACAAGGCUCGAUAUCCCGAAUCCAGGGCUUUAACGUCCUUCCAUAAAUAAGGUGGACAGAAAUGAACACACUACUCCAAACGUGGUCUGACCAAUUAUUUGUAGAGAAGGAUACUGGACAAGAAGUGACAGUGAACUGAACAGUAUUAUGGUCUCCAGAGAGUACAACAUAAAGCAAUCUGUUGACAGCCCUGUACUUCAGUAAUUGAGCCCUUCUCACUGAGCUCAUGUUUUGUAUUACUACCAUUGCUGCUUUCUUGUGCUGCAUGUAUAUAUUUAUUUCAUUCGCUGUUGAUCGUGAGAAAGUGCGACGAAUACUGUUUGUUUUUGAAGAUGUGGUAAGGCCUUGUGGUGAGAAGUUAUGCCAAGUCUCAGGAUGUAGGAAGCAGUGGAGGAAGUGACGGUGUGCCUUACUUUGGAAUUGCCUCUAGUGAGAAUUUUAGUAAACAUUUUCCCCCAUGUGCAAGUUCAUUUUGAUAAAUUUCUGAUUCCAAGAGAUAUGAAGGUGUAAUGCAAAAGGCCAUAUUGUAAGGUUGGUCACUAUGCACCUUAAGCCAUAUCCAAAGCUUCAAAAGAAAGAUGCAUCUCUUGAUUCAAGCCAAGAGACACUUGGAGGGCUUUGCUCAAGCCAACAUGCAACUGUAAGAGUUGAAAGAUGCCAGUCCACCUAUAACAAACAGUCAUGUUGUAAAUCCAUUGCAGUUAGUACAGUGGCAUCUCACAUCAGCUUAUGGUGUCCAAGACCUUUUGGUUUCAUUUCUCAAAAUAAAAUGUGCAAUAUGAGGAAUCCAGCUGAAAAUCUUGCAUUUAAGGGAAGAAAGAAACAUGUGGCAGAAAACCUUCUGCCUCCUUCAAUUCAUCAAGAAGAAGGGGAGGCACCACUGGAUAUCUGGGCAGUCAUAAAGCCUGGAAACACAAAGGAGAAAAUUGCUUUCUUUGCAGCACAUCAAUGCAAUAACAGGACUGGAUCCAUGAAAAUAAAAAGCAGCUGGGAUGCUGAGGUCACAACUGCGAAACGCAGAAGGAAAUCUGCGGAUCUAGAGAAAGUAAAAAAUCAACCAAUGAGAAUAAAAGAUAAUGUGAAGGAUGUUGACAGAAGGUGUUUACAUGCUGCCCCCCCAACAACCAGUAACAAUGAGGAGAAUUCAUCUGUCAACAAUGAGAAACAAAAUGGUGAUGGAUUGUGUCAUAGCAGCACUCUUUCUGUAGCAGAAAUGGUGGCUUUUCUAGAACAAAGGGCAAAUUCACUGCUCCCAGACUGUAGCAAAACAUUUACAAAUGCCAGUGCUAACAUAUCAGGUAUUGCACAUUCAAAGGGAGGGUCCUCCUCAUCAGAAUCAAUUUCUGCUACAGGUCCCGAAUUUGAUAUAAACCAUAAAAUGUCAACUGAAAAUAAUAAACUACAAGGUGAGUAUGUCCGGGUUAUAGAAGUUAUAGCUAAGUUGGAAUCAGAGUGCUUGAAAAACCAACCUGACAGAAGUGGGGAGAACCUGUCCAGGAAUAAUAGUUUUCGGAGAGGGGUGGGGAGGGUUUUGCUGACUGGUCAACACCAAUCAGAACAAAGCAUCAAGAGUGCCGAAGCUUUUACGGCAUCCACAGGGGUGUCCAAAGCAGGCAAUAGUAUUGGGGAGAACAAAAAACAUUACAGCCACAUAAGCAGAAGCUGUACUAAUCAAUGCACUGAACCUCAGGAGGAUGCCAUGCAUGUUCCAUCUCCAGUUAGUAACAUUUCAGGUGUUGUGUUGGAUUUAUCUAGCAAAGCGCUUUCGUUAACCUGCAAAGAAACAGCAUCGUUGCCAAACAAUACUGGAGAAAUUCUCGACGGUGAUGUUGGGAUACAAGAGGAGUUGUGUAAGCCCCCAUCCCUAUGUUGGGAAACUAACAAGUUUGUAUCAAACUUUACUUUACCCAAGAAUGGUAGGGGUGAGUAUGCAAAUGACUUGACUGUUGACGAGGAGCUAGUGGCCUGUAGGGUGAAUGAGGAAACUAAUCGCAAAUCAGUAACUAGAUCUAAUUGGGAAGAGUCUAAUCCUUGUGAGGAACCACUUCCUGGAGAAUUAUUUUUCACACUUGAACAGUCCCAUGUGGAAAACUUAGAUUCAAAUGAAAAUACUACUGAGGAACUCCAGGAUGUUGCACAAUGCAAGGUUGACUUUCUGUCUGCUGAAAGGAAAACAUUUGACAAAAGUUGCUUAGAAGCAGGUCAGGGUGAUUCUUGUAUCUCUUUGAAAACCACUUGCCCUUCAUUAACUGAGCUCUUUCCGUUAAGAAGACAAGUAUCUCAUGAAUUUCUAGAAAUGCGUUUCAAAAUCCAACAGCUUCUUGAACCUCGGCAGUACAUGGCCUUUUUACCACACCACAUUAUGGUGAAGAUAUUUAUGUUCCUCCCUACCAAAACCCUGGCAUCUCUGAAAUGCACAUGCCAUUAUUUUAAGUUCAUAAUAGAAAACUAUGAUAUUAGAGCAACAGAUUCACGCUGGGUUUGUGACCCGCGAUACAAGGAUGAUCCAUGCAAGCAGUGUAAAAAGCAUUACUCAAAAGGAGAUGUAUCACCAUGUCGGUGGCAUUCAAAACCCUAUUACAAAGUUUUACCCUAUGGGCGUUCAUACUGGAUGUGUUGUUGGCAAACAGAAAAAGAUUCACCAGGCUGUAAAAUUGGGCUUCAUGAUAAUAAUUGGGUGCAGUCCUGUAAUCAUAUUCAACAAAUAUGUGAAAAAGCGAAAAAGAAUGGAGAUGGGAUGUGAGAUUUUAUUUUAAAAUAUUGGUGGAUUUGUUUUUUUCUGGCUAGAGAUCCAGGAAAAUUCCUGUUGGACGGUCUGUAGAGAUUGGAAUAUUGUCAGUCCUGCACUGUUUACAUUGUACAGUACGAUCAUAUUGGCUUAUAUGAAUCUGCAUGUACAGAACUGCAGCACCUGUUAGCUGUGCAAGAUGUACAGUAUUUGCUCUAUCAUGUGUUUGAUCAAUGAUAGUAUUGUACUGUUAAUGUAGCUGGCACAGCAACAAAUCACUACAAUGCAGCUAGAUCACUGUUGCAAUUAGUCUGUUUUAAAUAUCGGUCUUUAUUUUGAAUAGUUUGUAUAUUCUACCUAAAAUUACAUUUAAUGAAAAUACAAAGUAUUGGUGUGGGAAUGAGCUCAAAUGCAUCUUAAUAAAAUUGGUCAUUUAAGAUAUGGUUAGAAUUCUAGUCAAAUGUUGCUAUACAAUGUUGGGGCAAAUACAUGAAAAAAUGUUGGCAUUACAAAAUUACAGGUUAUGCAAAAUGGCUUGAAAUCUUUUUCUGUAAUGUUGCUUGGAUUCUCAGUUUUUAUUUUUGCUGUUGGUGCUUUGGAUUGAGUUGCAAUGAUUUUGGUGAACCCUUUUCUAGUCUUUAGAGAAAUUAUGUGAAAGUUUACAUGCUUUUGUGUUUUGAAAAUCUCAUUCAUGUAGUUGUGAAGUGGAAGGAUAUUCACGAAGUGCUUUCAACAAGAUACUUUGCACUAUGCGAAAUAUGAUUUUUCUCCCCCCCCCCCUUUUUGUACAUCUUUUGGUUCUUGAAAGCACCUGUAUUCAUACUUUUGCUAUUUAGUCAAUAAAUAAAUACACUCCCUUUAAUAGUCAUCUAAAACCAGAAACAGUUGAUACCUGAAGUGGAGGAUUGCAUAUACCAUUGUCAUUUCAGUGACUCAAGUUUUGUAAUUAAAAUAAACCAGUUUCUGUGUUAAAAUAAGAUGCAAUUCAACUUUCAAUCAAAAACAAAAGUCAUAUGCCAUGGUAAAUAGUGUUUUGAUCCAACUGAUAUAAAUUUGCCACAUUUAAAGUUUUAAUAAUUGAUGAGUACCAACAAUCUAUUUUAAACUUUCUGCAAAAAAAAACCCACAACUCUCAAAAUUGUGACUUAGUAUUCUAGAGUGGAAAAAUGUGAUCUCAUCUCCAAAAACUAUUCAGAAUAGCCCAUGUUCAAAUCCAAGCAACAUAUAAAAUUAUUAUGGUUUCAUAAUUACAUGAACUGCAAUGGUGAAGUAUCAUUUCAGGAUCCUUGGUAGUUUUAUAUUUUGAAUUCCAGUCAAAAGUUCUAAUUUCUGUUUGACUUUAAAAUGAUUCAUUUUAAGUCCUCCUCCUCCUUUGCACAUCUCAAAUAAGAAAAAUUACAGUGAAAUAAUUAUCUCAUCUCUUCGGCACAGUCGGAAUGAGUUGUGGACAUUUUUACGUGUGUGUAUAUGUGCACAAAUAUUUUUACUCAUCUAACAUGAUGUUUUCCUUCAAAUGCCAUCUCAGUUCAUACCCUGGUGUGAGUUGAUUAUUUUUCUCAACCUGGGGAUAAAUAUUUUUAAUUUUUACAAUAUUUUCCUCUUUAAUUGCAUUAAUGAAAAUGUUCAGCAUUGUGAAACAGUGGUGAAUUUUGAAGUUUACACAGGAAGCAGUGGGAACAUUGAACAGAUUAGAAAGCAUUUAUGGAGAAAGGGAGGUAGGGAUCUGAUGAAAGAUUGUCAGUCUGAUAAAUGAAUUGUAUAUUUCUUUGUCUAUGGAUGCUACUUGGCUUGUUGAAUUUUUUUUUCCAGAUUUCCAGCAUGUGGAGUAUUUUACUCUGUUUAAGCUGAAAAGAAUUGUGCCUAGUUGCCCCAUAAUAAGAAUGCUGCCUAUUUUUCAAAACGUUCAAUGUCUGUAACACUCCCAAAUCUAGUUUGUAAAGAUCUGAUGUAUUCAUUUUUCUAAGUAAAUCUUAAAGCACUUUUACUGCCUUUGCAAGUUUGGGGUACAUGAUUUGAUUGAUUAUGUAUCUAUACAUCUGUUCUCAAUUGUAGUCAAAACUAGGAUUUCAUUUUUGCAUUAGUAGUCAUGUUAACAUGUACAUUACUUUGAAUUUUAUUAAUUAUAGAAAGUAUCCCAUCAAAUGCAAUAAAUCUGAUACAUGAGCAUGUGUUUUUAUUUAAUUUUUGAUUACCAGUGCACUUCAUUUUCAGAUGGUGCCUAAAGUCAUUCACCAGUUUGCUUGCUAUGGUCUCUGCAUAACCUGUAACUCUUUGUUUUGGAGUGUAUUUUGCCUCAAUCAAACUUCUUUGCAGCUUACUCCAAACACUUGGACAUUGAGUGUUCGAUGUUGCAAGCAUCUCUAUUUACGUUACUUCAGCAGUUAAGAUACGCAAUUGUGCAGCUGCUGUUUGUGUGUCAUGUACAUUAACUUGCAGUUUUCUAUAAGCUUAAAAGAAGUUGUAACAUGAAUAAAAUGGGACAUUAAUUUAAAAAAUACUGGUUGUAAAUGUUUGGUACCUAAUAUAGAAAUACAUUUAUAUCCCCAUUUAUGGAUUAGAACUUUUAAAGUAGCCUUUCUUUAUUGUAAGCA
Molecule: messenger RNA, 5537 nt
Organism: Hemiscyllium ocellatum (epaulette shark)
Lineage: Eukaryota; Metazoa; Chordata; Chondrichthyes; Orectolobiformes; Hemiscylliidae
Gene: fbxo34
Product: F-box protein 34
Exons: 7
Coding region: 760-2961 (733 amino acids)
Molecular function (GO): protein binding
Source: RefSeq, a predicted model, not a curated record